This is a messenger RNA of Paramecium pentaurelia, 1424 nucleotides long. NCBI's taxonomy places the organism in Eukaryota, Ciliophora, Oligohymenophorea, Peniculida, Parameciidae. The record is from the annotation of a GenBank genome assembly.
AUGUAUAAUUAAAAUAAUGAAAAGGUUGUCAAUUCCCUUUUUGAUUUGGUUGAUAAUGACUUUAUGGUCAAUUAUUUGAUGGAUCCACCGUAAGCGAUUUAUAUUAUGUUAUUAGUCAUGCAUUCCCUAGAACAAAUAGUAACUAAAAUUUUAUUGGAUUAUAAUAAAAUUUUUCAUUAUUGGACAAUUAAUAUGAAUAAAUGGAAAUGAAAUUAGAGGAGCCAAUUGCAGAUGCAAAGAAACAAAAAUAGAAAAAAAGAAAAACACAAAAAAGCAAUGUAAUGAAUUUAAAUAAGAAUGUUAUUAGUAAUCUGAACCUAUAAAACAAAAAGAUCCAUUUUAAUAUAAGAAUAACUUAAAAAAUACUUAUAUCAAUAAGAUCACAAAUCUGGUUUAGUAAGAUAGUCAAAAAUUGUUACAACAACAAUAGGCAAAAUUUAGAACAUCGGAGGAAGAUAGACAUGAUAAAAAUAAUAGUGUUUCAUAUUAGGAUAUUGAGGAUAGUACUUAAGCAAAAUUGUUAAGAAAUAGAGAAUGUGCUAGAAAUUCAAGGAAGAGAAAGAAGAUUUAUAUUGAAUUGUUAGAACAUCGAGUUAAAUAAUUAAAUGAUGAACUAGAGAAAUAGAAAUUAUUGAAUAAGACAAGUGCAGGUUACUUAAAUAAAAUGAGUUAGAAUUAAUAAGUAUUAAUUAUUUAUUAGAAUAUUUUAAUAGUUAUAAGGAUUCUUUUUGGGAAGAUAAUAAUUAUAUGAGAAAUUGGAGAAAUCAAUCUAAAAUAAAGCAGAUGAUAAUGAAUUAAAUUUAUUAUUAGAUUCAAUGAGAUUUAGAGUUGGUGGAGGUGGUAAAGAAAGAGUAAGUGCAUCCAAUUAUUUUUUUAAUUAAAUAUUGGAAAUCUGUUUUCCUGUUCAUGUUAGAUAUAUGUUAUGGGCUGCAAGUGAAAGCAAAGACUUAUUUGCUGAUUAAUUAGAUUAAUAAUAAUAAGAUGGAUAACCAUAAUGGUUGUUGGAUCUAACUAAUGAUCUCUAAAUAACUGAAGCUUAAAAAAAAUAAAUGAAGAAAUCUUAAAGAAGAAUUAUAAGUGAUAAAAAUAAAUUAUUAGAGUAAUUAAUUUUAAAUAAAAUAAUAGAAUUUUAAGUUAAUUUUAAGAAAUUAAAGAAUAAUUAUAUAAUAAAACCUCUUAAGUAGAAAAUUUUGUUGAUGAACUUAGAAAUAUAUUAAAUCCUACACAAGUUGGUAAAUUUUUAAUUGGUUUAGAGAAAGUAUAAAAAAUAUAUAAAUAAAAUAGAACAAAUUUAGAAGAGAAAUGGCAAUAUCUAAGAUAUGGAAUAUAUUUGAUGAUCAUAGUGAAGAUGAAGAAGUAGAUGUUGAAGUUAAAGAAGAAGAUUCUAUAGAAGAGCCAGCAAGAAAAAAGAUAUAAAUUUGAUA